This is a messenger RNA of Oreochromis aureus, 1130 nucleotides long. RefSeq names its product zinc finger protein 239-like. The record is from RefSeq and is a predicted model, not a curated record. The coding region runs from base 293 to 958 and encodes 221 amino acids. Gene Ontology annotation, molecular function: DNA-binding transcription activator activity, RNA polymerase II-specific; RNA polymerase II cis-regulatory region sequence-specific DNA binding. The transcript has 2 exons. Gene Ontology annotation, biological process: regulation of transcription by RNA polymerase II. Gene Ontology annotation, cellular component: nucleus. NCBI's taxonomy places the organism in Eukaryota, Metazoa, Chordata, Actinopteri, Cichliformes, Cichlidae.
AGUAGUUCUAGUAAAUCAGAGGACAUUCAGUGUUUUUUACUUCUCUUUGUUUUAUUUCAAAUAUAGUUUUUUUAAGCUCCAGUUAUUUAAAAAUAGCACAACCUUAAGAUCAAUGUGUGUGAAUUUGAAGUAUCCAACUUGAUUAUCUUUCUUAAUGCUACUUACAAGUAUUUCUUUUUCUUUCAACUACUGUUUAAAGGUAAAUGAAAGGUAUUUAUUCAUAUGUUUGGGUGACAAUCAUUGUUGAUUUUGUGACAAUAGUUUUUAUAAUUUUUUCUUAUUUAUUAUCUUUAUGUUUGUCAGAGCAGUUUCAAUGAUGGAGGAUUUUGUGGUAGAGCAGCUGAGUAACGCCACCAGCAAAGAGCUGACACUGGCAGAGGUUCACCAGCAUACCCACACCGGCGAAAGACCAUACCUCUGUGACCAGUGUGGCAAAAAGUUUAGCUCUGCAUCAAAUUUGAAGGUCCACAAGCGGAUCCACAACGGAGAAAGACCAUACCUCUGUGACCAGUGUGGCAAAAGGUCUAGAUAUUCAUCAAAUUUGAAGGUCCACAAGCGGAUCCACAACGGAGAAAGACCAUACCUCUGUGACCAGUGUGGCAAAAGGUUUAGAUAUUCAUCAAAUUUGAAGGUCCACAAGCGGAUCCACAACGGAGAAAGACCAUACCUCUGUGACCAGUGUGGCAAAAGGUUUAGAUAUUCAUCAAAUUUGAAGGUCCACAAGCGGAUCCACAACGGAGAAAGAUCAUACCUCUGUGACCAGUGUGGCAAAAAGUUUAGCUCUUCAUCAAAUUUGAAGGUCCACAAGCGGAUCCACAACGGAGAAAGAUCAUACCUCUGUGACCAGUGUGGGAAGUCCUUUAGACAGUCAGCGCAUUUAAAGAGGCAUAACCGUACCCACACACCAGAGAAUCCUGUCAACGCUGACCAUGAAGCUGUACCGGCAUUUCCACAAUGACCACACUGAAAAUGUUAAAAGCCUAUUUGUAAAGCAUAAAAUAUUAAAAAGACAAAAAACACUUGAUUAAAAUACAUGAUUAAAAUCUUAAAUUCAUAUACAAGUGCAAGCAAACAUUUUUCUGUUUGCUUGUCUUUUUUUUUUUUCUUGAAUUGCAGUGCAUUUGACCUAU